Pygoscelis adeliae (Adelie penguin) is the source of this 720-nucleotide messenger RNA. It is a transcript of the gene R3HDML, whose product is annotated as R3H domain containing-like. Lineage: Eukaryota; Metazoa; Chordata; Aves; Sphenisciformes; Spheniscidae. The record is from RefSeq and is a predicted model, not a curated record.
AUGACUGUGCUCCACUUGCACCUGUACCUCACUGCCUUGGGCUUCUGGAUGACGCAGCAGUCCAGCUCCUUCCUGCUGCCCAAUGCCACCGAGCUUCUGUCCCCCCCCGGGGGCAGAGCCGCGGGCCUGCUGUGGGGCGUGGGGGUCCCCCGGAGCCGUCGGAAGCGAUACCUCUCCCCCCGCGACGUGAGCGUGAUUUUGGAAUACCACAACCAAGUGCGGGCACAGGUGUCCCCCGCCGCCGCCAACAUGGAGUAUAUGGUUUGGGAUGAGCGGCUGGCCAGGGCAGCGGAGGCGUGGGCUGCACGCUGCCUGUGGGACCACGGGCCCCCCCAGCUGAUGAAAUACGUGGGGCAGAACCUCUCCAUCCACUCAGGCAGGUACCGCUCCAUUGUGGACAUGGUGAAAUCGUGGCACCAGGAUUUUUUUUUCCCCCCCGCCCCCCCCAAGGGCACCGGCUCUGUCUGCAGCCACUACACGCAGAUGGUGUGGGCAUCCUCCAGCCGCCUGGGCUGCGCCCUCAGCGCCUGUGCCAACGUGCGGGUGUGGGGCAGCACGUGGCGGCACGCCGUCCUCCUUGUCUGCAACUACGCCAUCAAGGGCAACUGGCUGGGAGAAGCACCGUACAAGGUGGGGCGGCCGUCCCCCACCUACGGCAGGGGCUGCUUCAACAACAUGUGCUUCACCGGACUCAAAUCCAACCAAGUCAGCUGGUUCUAG